CCAAUGUUUGGGGGAUGAUUGUAUCCACCUGUGUCCAUGGAGGGGAUUGGAACACUUGAAUCACAUGAUAUGGAGGGGAUUGGAACGCCUGAAUCACAUGAUAUGGAGGGGAUUGGAACACCUGAAUCACAUGAUUGGGAGGGGAUUGGAACACCUGAAUCACAUGAUUGGGAGGGGAUUGGAACACCUGAAUCACAUGAUUGGGAAGGGAUUGGAACACCUGAAUCACAUGAUAUGGAGGGGAUCUGAACACCUGAAUCACAUGAUAUGGAGGGGAUUGGAACACCUGAAUCACAUGAUAUGGAGGGGAUUGGAACACCUGAAUCACAUGAUUGGGAGGGGAUUGGAACACCUGAAUCACAUGAUUGGGAGGGGAUUGGAACACCUGAAUCACAUGAUAUGGAGGGGAUUGGAACACCUGAAUCACAUGAUAUGGAGG
This is a messenger RNA of Staurois parvus, 439 nucleotides long. The record is from the annotation of a GenBank genome assembly. NCBI's taxonomy places the organism in Eukaryota, Metazoa, Chordata, Amphibia, Anura, Ranidae.